AUGGAGCCCCUAGCGAACCUCGAUCAAUUCAUCGAGAAAUGCGGCACAACUGAAAUCCAAGCAUUUCUUCAGCUCGUCCAAGACAGGUUUCUCGAAGCACAAAAACAAAAAGAGGCGCGAUUACUCAAGAUAAUCGACAAUUUCUACGAUGAAAUCCUUGGUUUUGUUAAGCAACGAAGGCGCCAGUUGAAGAAGCAUGCAGUGGCCGCCAUUCAAACGCUGAGAGACCGUCACAAACUGUCAAAAGACGAACUGGCUUUGCACCUCGAGAAAAUUAGAUCUCGAAAGAGAGUGCUGCUCGAUUUCUUUCGCGAUGAAGCCGCGAAACUCACUGAGUUGGAGAAACGGUCUGCGAAAGCCGUCGCGAUGUUCAGCUCGAAACGCGAGGAGUUAGCCGGGUUGCACAGAAAGCAGCUAGAGAGCUUCAAACGUAGCGCGUUGAGACGCUUGGAGCAGGCAAGAGUUGCUAGUAUCCAAGCAGCGCAAGAAUCCCCUUGCUGGGAUGAGAGGAUGGACGAAGUUGUUGGCCGGCUCAUGCUGUUGCGCCUGUCUCUGCAAACGAAAGCUCCCACGGAUGCCGCUGUUUUUUAG
Neospora caninum is the source of this 591-nucleotide messenger RNA. RefSeq lists its product as hypothetical. The transcript has 5 exons. Bases 1 to 591 code for a protein of 196 amino acids. NCBI's taxonomy places the organism in Eukaryota, Apicomplexa, Conoidasida, Eucoccidiorida, Sarcocystidae. The record is from RefSeq and is a predicted model, not a curated record.